Messenger RNA from Cajanus cajan (pigeon pea), 2169 nucleotides. RefSeq names its product cyclin-A2-4. The record is from RefSeq and is a predicted model, not a curated record. Gene Ontology annotation, molecular function: cyclin-dependent protein serine/threonine kinase regulator activity. Lineage: Eukaryota; Viridiplantae; Streptophyta; Magnoliopsida; Fabales; Fabaceae. Gene Ontology annotation, biological process: mitotic cell cycle phase transition.
UUUAAAUUGCCACAUCCCGCUCUCAUUGUCUUCCUUUGUCCCAAGAAAGACUUGAAACUCUCUCUUUCUCUCUCUUUCUCUGUCUGUGAGCUCCUAUCUCUCUUCAAUGGGGGUGCUGGAGCUUGCAAGAUAGACAGACCCAGAAUUGACACAUCAAAAUUGUACUUCUUUUUGCUGAUCAGAAUCUUUGCAAAAAUGAAGAAAGAAAACAGUGUUAUGCUGAAAGAUCGGGAGCUCCCUGGUCGAUUGACUCGUGCUCGAGCUGCUGCUGCUUUGCGUGCAUCUGGACAACUGCCCCCUUUGAAAGAUCAAUCACAGCAAAAUCAAAAUCAGAAGCAGUUAUCCAGAGUCAAUUCAAAAAGACCAGUUUCUGGUAAUACAUGUGUUCAGCGAAAAAAGAGGGCUGUUCUUCAGGAUGUUACUAAUGUUUGCUGUGAAAAUUCAUACAAGGGUUGUUUCAAUUCAACUAAAAUUCAGGCUAAGAAAAGCAAGAUGGCUAAGACUGGUCAAAUUAAUGUGUCCAAAGUGGCGCCUUCUGUUACUGUGGAGCCACUACAAUUUCAAGCUGGCUCCAAAGCGAAGAGUUUACAGGAAGCAACAUUGAAAUCAGAAGAUACUAUGUGCUCAAUUAAUUUGGACAACAAAGAACUUCUACGGUUGAGUGUUAAUGACUGUAGCAAGGGCUUUAGACUGACUGAAAGUCAAAUGUCUGGAGUAUUUGCUCGUCCUUUGAUUUCUCAGAAGAAAGAUAAGAAAGGCAACCUUUCAAAACUUUUGACUGAAUUGAAGGAUCCAGAAAUCACUAAUAUAGAUGAUGAUUUUGAAGAUACUCAAUUGUGCAGUCUCUAUGCUGCUGAUAUCUAUGACAAGAUGCGUGUUGUUGAGCUUGCAAGAAGACCUUAUCCAAACUUUAUGGAGACAGUGCAGCGAGAUAUUACUCAAAGCAUGCGUGCAAUACUUGUUGAUUGGCUUGUAGAGGUUUCUGAGGAAUACAAAUUGGUUACAGACACUCUUUACCUCACUGUGUAUCUCAUAGAUUGGUUUCUCUCCAAAAAUUACAUUGAAAGACAAAGACUUCAGCUACUUGGCAUCACCUGCAUGCUAAUUGCGUCGAAGUACGAAGAAAUUAAUGCCCCUCGUAUUGAAGAUUUCUGUUUCAUCACAGACAAUACAUACACGAAAGUGGAGGUACUAAAAAUGGAGAGUCAAGUGUUAAAGUCGUCUGAAUAUCAACUAUUUGCUCCCACUAUACAAACUUUCCUCAGGAGGUUUCUUCGAGCAGCACAAGCUUCAUACGAGGCCCCCAACGUUGAAUUGGAGUACUUGGCAAAUUACCUAGCUGAACUAACCCUCAUGGACUAUAGUUUCUUGAAUUUCCUUCCCUCUAUCAUUGCUGCAUCAGCUGUGUUUCUUGCUAGGUGGACAUUGGAUCAGUCAAACCACCCAUGGAAUCCAACCCUUCAACACUAUGCUUGUUGCAAAGCAUCAGAUUUGAAAACCACAGUUCUUGCAUUACAAGACCUACAACUAAAUAUUAGUGGCUGCCCUCUAACUGCCGUUCGCACAAAAUACAGACAAGACAAGUUUAAUUGUGUAGCGGCUUUGUCUUCACCAAAACUGCUUGAAACUUUAUUCUGAAGAUAAAGAUGAUUGGCAAAGAGCCAAUGCAAGGGACUCCUUAGUCCUAAUUGAUUCACAACGAAGAAAUCCUUUUCCUAAUCUAAUCAUCCCUUGGAUAUCUUGUGUAUGUACAUUAUAUGCCAAGUUGUCUGAUAUGUACACAUCAAAUAUAUUCUGUUUCUGUAUGUACAUUAUAUAUGCUAAGUUGUUUGAGAUAGAACUAGAACUCCAAGAUGAAGCAUAUUAUGAACUCACAUGCUGUAGUGAUGGCCAUCGUUGGGUGUAACAAUGAGAUUGGUUGCCUUGCUUGCAUGUGGCCUACUAGUGAUAAAAAAUAAGUAAUUUUAGAACCAUUUCUUUGUUAAACAAUAGUAUAUGCGGGAACUUUACAAACGUAGAUCGACUUUGCUUUGCGUUUGUUUGAAGUGGAAGUACAGGCCCAAUAGGAAAGUGUGGGUUGGGCUAGCAUCUUUAUUUGUUCGAAUUUGAAGCGCAGGUCCAAUAGGAAUUUUGGAAUUUGAUUUGUGUCAACUAUAGGUGUAUCCCUCU